This is a messenger RNA of Hirsutella rhossiliensis, 2187 nucleotides long. Its product is annotated as endonuclease-reverse transcriptase domain-containing protein. Gene Ontology annotation, molecular function: zinc ion binding; nucleic acid binding; catalytic activity. The coding region runs from base 1 to 2187 and encodes 728 amino acids. The transcript is spliced from 3 exons. Lineage: Eukaryota; Fungi; Ascomycota; Sordariomycetes; Hypocreales; Ophiocordycipitaceae. The record is from RefSeq and is a predicted model, not a curated record.
AUGCAGAGAGUCCUGGAGACGCUGGGGAAGAUGGGCAGUGAAAUGGUGGAGCUGAAACAUCGGGUAUCCGAGCAAAACGACAUGAUCAGGAAGUUGAACGCCACUGUCUACAAGCAAAGCACCAUCAUUCAAGGACAGGAAGAUCUCAUCCGAGGCUUGGAGGUCCAAGUCCAGGAAUCCAAGGAAGAGUUUCAACGCAAGAGCGAUGAGCACGACGCGGAAUUAAAACGGGGACAUCGGGAUCUUCAGAGAGAGGUUGCCGCUGUGAAAGAGCAAUUGGCCCAGCUCACGCAGAACCUGAAUGCUUCGGGGGAGGUGACUCUGUCGAGCGGCACUCGAGCAACGUUUGCCGACAUUGCGCGUACACUGCCAGCGAGCCCGCCGACCAGUCUAUCCAGCGUAGCUGUCCCAAGAAAGCAGCAGACAGCCAGCGAUCCUCUCCACUGUACCAUCGACACAUCUCGCGUCAGCGAGUCGAAGAAGAACAACGCGCAAAUCGGAUCAAUUCGCCAGGCCAUCGAGACUGAGAUGAGAGCGAUGAACGGACAAGAGACCUGGAGAGACGAAGCCGAGCUUCAGAUGGUCAAAGAGGCUGCGCAGAAGACAGCCGUGGAAGGUUCGCGAGUUAUGCGAGACCAGCUGUAUCCGGUCCGAGUCGACAACGCCAACCGCACAGCAAUCCUUGACGCGGAAGGCAACGUUCUGCCUGGAGCGAUCGAGGCCUUGAGUGCCGAAAACAGAGUGACCAUUGGCAAGAUUUCCUGGUUGAGCAAACGAGAGUCUGGCAAAGCGUACGGAUCCAUGGUGGUGUAUGUCACCAAGAAACGCGACGCAGAAAGGCUUCUGGAAGGGUACUACUUUGACCUAGCGGGAGAGUCAGCCACCACCUAUGUAUUCGAGCCAAGAACAGGACCAAUCCAAUGCUUCAACUGCCAGGAGAUCGGUCACAAAGCAUAUUCAUGCAAGAAACAGCGGACAUGCGGCAAGUGCGCAAACGUUGGGCAUCACCACCGGGAAUGCACCGCGAUUGAACCAAAAUGUGUCCCGUUGAUGCUUGAGUCCCUCCGCAUCCUACAGCUGAAUGCACACAAGAGUGAUGUGGUGCAGCAGAGUCUGAUGAACGACGAAGACCUAAAGGAUUUUGCCGCACUGGCUAUAUCUGAGCCACAUGCGCGCAAUAUCGACGGAAAGGUGGUGACGAGUCCUACGGGACACCAUAACUGGACAAAGAUGAUACCGACGUGUGUUCGUGAUGGCCUAUGGCCGAUUCGCAGCAUGCUCUGGAUCCGAAGUGACCUUGAGGCGGAGCAAGUGCCUGUGCCGUCGGCCGAUCUCACAGCGCGGUACUCCGACUUGAGGAAGGGAGGUGAUGGUGGUGUCAGUGUAUGUGCAAAGAACGACGAGGCGCUGACGAACGCGAUAGAACUAUUGCGCGACGUGAUCGAUCGCUUCCGCAAUGGGACAGGGAGACGUACCGAUGUGGUUUUGGCGGGGGACUUCAACCGCCACGACCUCCUCUGGGGCGGAGAUGAAGUGUCAGCGAGCAGACAAGGGGAGGGCCAGCCCAUCAUUGACCUGAUGGACGACUUUGGUCUUAGCAGCCUUCUCCCGAGAGGAACGAAAACGUGGCAAAGGUCGGACGAGGAGAGCACCAUCGACUUGGUGCUGGCAUCGGCGGAACUGGCGGACGAGUUGACAUCCUGCGUGAUUCAUCCAACAGAGCACGGAUCAGACCAUAGAGCGAUCCAGACGACCUUCGACAUUCGAGUGCCGGAGCGUACCUUUCCGCAGCGCCUGAUGCUCAAGAACGCGCCGUGGAUCGCCAUCGCAACCAGGGUCGAGGACGAGCUUCGGCCUCUUCCGUGGACUGUGGGGGUGCAGACGCAGGCGGAUCAGCUCAUGCGGGUGGUCACCAAGGCGCUUCGAGAUCUGACUCCUCGAGCCCAGCCGCCGCCAUACGCGAAGCGAUGGUGGACAAAGGACCUGACGCGACUCCGUCGGACGUACACGUAUUGGCGCAAUCAAGCAAGGGCGCAGCGAAGAGCCGGUCAAUCGCGUCCGGAUCUGGAGCAGCGCGCCAAGGAGGCUGCGAAGGAGUACCACGACAAUUUGCGGAGACAAAAGAAGGCCCAUUGGGAUGACUUCGUCAUCGAAGGAGCAACAUCUGGAGGGCUGCCAAGUAUCUGA